CAUUGGCUCAAUAAGUAGGUUAGUGGCCCGCUAGUUAUUAGAUUGAGAGGAAAGUAGGUCAUAGCGAAUGUAUGCAGAUACUGCCCAGCGCCGUCCAUAUUCGCUUCAUCAUACAUGUGCUUUUCUGCCUUUUUCAUGUCCAGUGCCUGUUCGUGUAUUUCAGCAGAAGCCAGCGCUGUGACGAGACAGCUGUUCUCUGAGAGGAGGAUCGCGUCAGACAGCCUCAGGAAAUGGUGAAGGAAGAGCAGCCCUCGUCUAUCUCUGUGAUGAUCUAAUGGCAGACCAAAGAAUGGACAUCUCCUCCACAAUGAAUGAGUUCAUGUCCAGUUCCACUGACCUGAUCAGCAGCUCCAUGGGAACGCCAGGCAUGGAUUACAGUCGCAAGAGGAAGGGCAGCUUUACCGACUAUCAAAUUGAUGGAUAUUCUUUUGAAUCUGAGGCUUCAUGGAUGAGAUUCCUCAUCCCGAGCUCACAGCUCACACAAUCCCCUGAGAGUGAACGGGACAGUAUGGACACAGACAAGGAUACACAACUUGGAAGGGUUGAUCACCAGAUUAAGAAUGCGAGCAGGGAGGCUCACAGUCAGAUAGAGAAGAGACGCAGAGAUAAAAUGAACAGCUUUAUUGAUGAGCUGGCUUCAUUAGUGCCUACCUGCAACGCCAUGUCCCGCAAGCUGGACAAACUUACUGUGCUGCGCAUGGCGGUCCAGCAUAUGAAAACACUUCGAGGUGCUGCCAACCCUUACACUGAAGCUAACUACAAGCCAGACUUUUUAUCAGAUGAUGAGCUGAAGCACUUAAUUUUAAGGGCUGCUGAUGGUUUUCUAUUCGUUGUGGGCUGUGAUCGGGGGAAGAUUCUUUUUGUGUCAGAGUCUGUCUACAAAAUUCUAAAUUACAGUCAGAACGACCUGAUUGGCCAGAGUUUGUUUGAUUAUUUGCAUCCUAAAGACAUUGCAAAAGUCAAAGAGCAGCUCUCGUCAUCUGACACAGCACCACGGGAGAGACUCAUUGAUGCUAAAACUGGGCUGCGAGUCAGGACAGACAUUGCCCCUAGCCCCUCCAGAUUGUGCUCGGGGGCCAGACGCUCCUUCUUCUGCAGAAUGAAGUGCAACAGGUCCCUUGUCAAAAUGGAGGAAAAAGAUUUUUCCUCGACUUGCUCCAAAAAGAAUGCGGAUCGCAAGAGCUUCUGCACCAUCCACAGCACUGGAUAUCUGAAGAGCUGGCCGCCCACUAAGAUGGGCUUAGAUGAAGACAAUGAGCCUGAUAACGAAGGCUGUAAUCUCAGCUGCUUAGUGGCCAUUGGCCGAUUACAUCCUCAUAUUGUCCCGCAACCUAUGAAUGGAGACAUCCGGGUGAAGCCGACAGAGUAUGUCUCGCGCCAUGCCAUUGAUGGGAAGUUUGUCUUUGUGGACCAAAGGGCCACGGCCAUUCUUGCUUAUCUACCUCAAGAGCUGCUGGGCACGUCUUUCUAUGAGUAUUUCCAUCAGGAUGACAUCGGACAUCUUGCUGAAUGCCAUAGACAGGUACUGCAGAUGAGAGAGAAGAUCAACACUAACUGUUACAAUUUCAAGAUUAAAGAUGGCUCUUUUAUAACUUUAAGAAGUCGCUGGUUCAGUUUCAUGAACCCUUGGACCAAAGAAGUAGAAUACAUUGUCUCAACUAAUACAGUCGUCUCGGGAAGUUCACUUGAGGGAGCAGAGCCUCACUAUCCUCAGCUCACUGCCUCCCCCCAGAGUAUGGACAGUGUCCUUACAGCCGGUGACGGCUCAGGGAAGACUGUCCCUGGAAUCCCUGGAGGCACAAGACCCGGAGCAGGAAAGAUUGGACGCAUGAUCGCGGAGGAAGUGAUGGAGAUCCAAAGGAUAAGAGGCUCAUCCCCCUCUAGUUGUGGUUCAAGCCCCCUCAACAUCACCAACAGCACACCCCCUCCUGAUACAUCAUCCCCUGGGGGCAGGAAGAUUUCAAAUGGUGGAACUCCAGACAUUCCCUCUGCAGGGAUGAUGUCAGGCCAGGACAGCAUAGGAUAUCCUUACUCUAACAGCUCUAUUUUAAGUGACAAUUCACACAUUGGUAUCGGUGACAUCAUGGACGAGCCAGGCUCCAGCAGCCCCAGUAGUGAUGAGGCUGCCAUGGCGAUCAUCAUGAGUCUGCUGGAGGCGGACGCAGGCCUGGGAGGUCCUGUGGACUUCAGUGACCUGCCCUGGCCUCUGUGAGAACCCAUAAUGUGUACAACCUGACAUACUGUAUCCAUCUCGUUUGUGUUCGAACCAGCCAAUGACUUUGACAAAAAUCAAUGUGUGGACAGUUUUUUUUUUUUUUCUUUUUGGUGACGUUACGUUUGUUUUUGUCACAAUGCCUCAGGUAGCUCCGCCCAUAGCAAAAUCUCACUGGUCCACAACCCCAUUCCACAGCUGUAUAUUCCAACGUGUCAAAGAAGUGAUCUUGUCACUGUUUCACUUUCAUUGAGGACAAAAAAAAAGACUUCUCGCACCUGGAUGUGACGGCGUUAGAUCGCUCAACAUCCUACAACACGCCAUUAUCAGGGCAAGGAUAUUGUUUUAAUCACAGAAUGGAGCACACGUGUCAGUUCCACAAACUAAAACUAACAACCACAAAUCCUGUUAGAGAUGAUUUCUAUAUGCAUCUCUCAACAUUUAUUUUUCUGUGUUUCUGCAUAUUUACUUACUAAAAAAAAAAUGUGUAUCAUAGAUAUGUGUAUUAUAACAUGUACGAAUUACUUUAUCUGAAUGUAUAUGAUUUAAAUGAACGAAAGGGCAGUGACUUUUUAAAAUAAAAAGUAUUAUUUUUCUUUUUAUAGAAAAGUA
Messenger RNA from Ctenopharyngodon idella (grass carp), 2824 nucleotides. It is a transcript of the gene bmal1b, whose product is annotated as basic helix-loop-helix ARNT like 1b. The record is from RefSeq and is a predicted model, not a curated record. The transcript is spliced from 21 exons. Gene Ontology annotation, biological process: circadian rhythm; regulation of transcription by RNA polymerase II. Lineage: Eukaryota; Metazoa; Chordata; Actinopteri; Cypriniformes; Xenocyprididae. Gene Ontology annotation, molecular function: protein dimerization activity; RNA polymerase II cis-regulatory region sequence-specific DNA binding; DNA-binding transcription factor activity, RNA polymerase II-specific. The coding region runs from base 275 to 2212 and encodes 645 amino acids. Gene Ontology annotation, cellular component: cytoplasm; nucleus; transcription regulator complex.